Messenger RNA from Anarrhichthys ocellatus (wolf-eel), 1878 nucleotides. RefSeq names its product cytokine dependent hematopoietic cell linker (gene clnk). The coding region runs from base 146 to 1207 and encodes 353 amino acids. NCBI's taxonomy places the organism in Eukaryota, Metazoa, Chordata, Actinopteri, Perciformes, Anarhichadidae. The record is from RefSeq and is a predicted model, not a curated record. The transcript is spliced from 17 exons. Gene Ontology annotation, biological process: cell surface receptor protein tyrosine kinase signaling pathway; intracellular signal transduction.
AGAGAAAAGAAAACUGCAGACUCUUUCUGUAACCAAAUACAUUUGACCAAAUAGGCAGAAACCAGCUGGAUACUAGUUGGAUCUUCCAAAAGAGCCCCUCGUUAGCUGCAGAGAGAGAGGGAACAGCCAUGCGUCUGCUGUGAUAAUGGAUCGCAAGAGGGCAGCCAGGAACAGAAAUGACAGAUGCGGCAAAUUUAACAACACGGAGGAGCCUGAGUACGACGUGGUGGAUGACCAGCAGGGAGUGGUUCAUGUGCGCAUACUUCCUGCGAGGCCCUUAAAUGAUGAGACAGAGUAUGCAGACAGGGAUCUCCCAAGGUCAUCAUCGGCUCAGAGCCUCUCAUCAGUCUGGACUGGUAACUCCAACAUCCUCCCAAGAGAAAUACCACUUACUUCAGUCCCCGGACCUGCAAUAAACAGAGACAUGAAGCCAGGCAGAAGAAAGAUCAGAUCGGAUAAGAGGUUCUCACCUGUGCUGCCAGUAGAGCAGUGCUCACACAGGCGAUGUCCUUCACCUCCAACAGAGAUAGUGAACCACUUGCCCGGGCUGACUAUAGGCGAAUCCUGCAGGAGAGAUGGACAGAGAGCAACUAAAAAAGCUGAAUUCAGUUCACAUACCAAAGGUCUACAGCAUGCUGAGAGUGUUUCAUCCCUUCAUACCAAUCCAAGACAUUCUCUGGAUCUGGAAACUCAUAAUACAGAAACAAGGUCACAACAAAGUCUAGAAAGGGUGCGAUCAAAACGUCAUCACCAUGAGUGGCCUCAAACUAAAGAAGACUUUGACCAACAUGACUUUGUUCCAAAGGGAAAACCUCAACAGACCUACAACGAAGAAGACUGGUAUGUCGGGGCUUGUUCCCGAGCAGACGCUGAGCACGCCUUACACCUGGUGAACAAGGACGGAGCCUUUUUGGUACGAGACUGCUCCAUGAACACCAACAGGGAGCCGUUGGUGCUGGCCGUGUAUCACAGCAAGAAGGUUUACAAUAUAAAACUCCGGUUCAUCGAGAGCUCCGGCAAGUACGCCCUGGGAACGGGACAACGGUCAGAUGAUAUGUUCGACUCUGUGGCAGACAUCAUCAAGAUUCACUCCAUAUUCCCAAUAACACUCAUCAGCGGGAGAAGCAUGCCCAGAAGCAAAUGUCCAGAAAACUGUGUGCUGACGUGUCCCAUUACAAAAAAUGAUGUUGUCCAACUGCUGCAAUAACACGUGAAUCAUUCCAGCAAAGAUAAUCUGCUCAAUCAAUGGAAAAAAAAUUACUUUAGCUCAGCCAAGAAAUAUUCAGGUCCAUUAAGACGUUAAUAGUGUAUUGAUGUAAUAUAUUCACUGUGUGUAGUAGAGUAAUACAGCAAGCAGAGGACUGCUUCAUGAAGCAGCACACUGAAUUUAUUCCCAAGAGCAAUCGCUUAUUCUAAUUUCCCACCAAUAUUUACAAGCCAUCGAGUAAACACGCUGCUUUUUCUACGUCAUAAGCCCAUUUUUCUGUUAAUAUGUUCCACUAUUAUUUCUAGAGUUUCCCUAAAUGUCAAUUAAGAAUACAAGGUGGCCUUGCUCUUUAUUUUGACCUGUUUCAGACCCAGAUAACAACGAUGAGCUCAUACCUGCUGCUCGUGGCUACAAUGGCUAGCUGACUCUGCUGUCAAGCUUUUACUAAACACAAUACUCCCAACGUCCUUUUCUUGUUAAUGUUUAGCUCUUUGUACCUUAGUUGUACGGUUGUGAAUUUCAGAUCGUAUAAUCGUCCGAAAUGUUCACCACAAAUGCCAUCUGGUUGGAAAACAAAACAUCUGCUUGAGUUCAUGAAGUUUUUUGGGAAAAAGAUGACUGAGUACACAAAUUGUGAAAGUGUUUGCCUGUGUCAAAUAAAAACAAUGUCU